AUUGUCCGCGACAACUUCGACGACUUCACUUAUCGACUUAUCGACGAUACCCAAUGAGUGAAAAUACUACUAGUGCAACUUAUGAAUUUGCGUUCGACGGUUUAGCUCAACUGAAUAAGGCAAUAUAUAGCCCUGUCUUUUCUUCAGGAAGUGACCAGCACUUAUGGCAACUUUGGAUACAACCAGCUGAUACCCUUAAAGAUGGUGAAGAAUAUUUAUCUUUGUAUCUUUGCGUUAUUCCUAAUGCCAACGAAAUUAAAACGGUUGAGCCAUGGCGAGAACGAAUGUUGACAACCGCGACAGUUUAUCUUGCUGAUCCCAGAACACGAACUCGUAUAGGGAGUACAAUUUAUUAUACUAACAAAAAUCUCAGAAAAUUUUCUAUUAGGUGCUCUUAUAGAGGGCGUGAAUUUUUUGUUAAGCGGUCCAUGAUUCCAUCUACCAAAUUAGUUCUAGGAAUCGAAUUUUUAAAUGUUCCUUUUACUGAGAAUUAUGUUCUAUGGAAUGAUAAUAAUUGUGCUCCCCCAGAAUCACUAGUAUACUCAUGGGGUACCGUUGUUAAUAAUCCGAGGAUGGCAGAUGUUUUAUUUCAGGUUCAAGGAGAAAUUCUUUGCGCAAAUAAAGAAAUUGUUUGCGGGAGAAGUGAAUAUUUUAAAGCCAUGUUCGCUAGUGGAUAUGUUGAGUCCCGCAUGAUAUCUGUUGCGGAGUGUGGACGUUUAAGAAAACGACUUCGUGAUUCUACAGGAAAUGGAAAAUUAGUUGAACGAAAUAUGGAUAUUGAAAGUUCUGGACAAGAUAUAGAAGAUUUAGACAAAACAAAACAAGUUGAGAUUAAAGAUGAAGAGCAAAGGUUUACUAAAAAACAACGAUCAACUCAUACAGAUAAUGGGACAUCUACAUCUUCUACUACACCUAAUAAUGAUGGUGAUGGAAAUUACAAGAUUGUUGACAAAAAUAUUAAGAUUAAUGAUAAUAAUGGGCAAGUAAAUAACAGAAAUGAUCAUGAAAUCCCAGAGUCAACCGUUAAAUCAAAAAGCGGUACUCAAGAAAAUGUCAUUGAAAAACAAGUUACUCAACAAGAAGAUCGAAUUUCGUCAUCAGGUAGAUCUAAAAACAGUGGACCAGAAGCUGAAGUUGAUGACGAAGAGUUUCCCCAAGAUUUACCUCCUGGUUUUUAUCAUGUUGUCAACAUUACAGAUUGCGAUGUACCAACAUUUUAUGCUUUGCUUCACUAUUUAUAUACUAAUGAAAUCACGCUCUCCGAGCCUGUGGGAACGUCUAAAGUGACGUCUCUUGUACAUCUUUUUCGUCUAGCCGAUAAAUAUCAGAUCACUGAUUUAAGACAACGUACAUUAGCAAGAAUUUACAAAGAAUUGGCGAUAUCUAACGUUGCUGAAGUAUUAUUUAGUUUGGGUCAUCAAUGGUUAGAUCUGAAAAAAGUUUGUAUGGAUUAUAUAUUAAAACAUUUUGCAACAGUUAGAGAUACUGAAGGUUUUAAUAAGGUUAUGGAACAUCCCGAAAAUUACACGGGCUUUAGUGAAAUUGCUAAAGAUCUUUUUAAAAAAUUAAAGAUUGCUGACGAAAGAGAAUAAAUAUUUAUAAUAAAAGAAUCACUUGAAAUCCAAUUUUUUAUCUUUUUAAUUUUUAUAUUAAUAGAUUCAAACUUUGCAAAAAAAAAGUUAUUAUUUCAUUAGAAAAACUAUUUUUAAGAAGAUUCCAUUAAUUUAAAUCUGUGAUGGAUAUAACAUCUUAAAUUUCAACAAAAUAAUGUGAUUAGUAUGAAGAUUUAAUUUAAUAAACAUGAAAAUUAUUUUUUAAGUUACU
Molecule: messenger RNA, 1824 nt
Organism: Rhizophagus irregularis DAOM 181602=DAOM 197198
Lineage: Eukaryota; Fungi; Glomeromycota; Glomeromycetes; Glomerales; Glomeraceae
Biological process (GO): regulation of proteolysis; proteasome-mediated ubiquitin-dependent protein catabolic process
Cellular component (GO): cytoplasm
Molecular function (GO): ubiquitin protein ligase binding
Source: RefSeq, a predicted model, not a curated record